AUGGAAUGCUAUAAAGAAGCUAUCAGAAUUGAUCCAAAUAAUGCUAAAACAUACAAUGACAUAGGAGAUAUCUUCUUAAAUGAAGAGAGAUUGGAAGAAGCAAUAAAUCAUUACAACGAUGCAAUUAGGAUCAAUCCAAACUGUGCAAUUUAUUAUUCAAAUAAAGGAAAUGCUCUAGAUGGGUUAGGCAGAAGAGAAGAAGCUAUGGAAUGCUAUAAAGAAGCUACAAGAAUUGAUCCAAAUGAUGCUGAUGCUUACAAUGACAUAGGAACUAUCUCCCAUAAUGAAGAGAGAUAUGAAGAAGCAAUAAAACAUUACAACGAUGCAAUUAGAAUCAAUCCAAACAAAGCACUUUAUUAUACAAAUAAAGGAAAUGCUCUCUUUUGGUUAGGCAGAAGAGAAGAAGCUACGGAAUGCUAUAAAGAAGUUAUCAGAAUUGAUCCAAAUGCUGUUGGUGCAUACUAUAGCAUAAAUUAUCUUUUAUAA
Molecule: messenger RNA, 486 nt
Organism: Blepharisma stoltei
Lineage: Eukaryota; Ciliophora; Heterotrichea; Heterotrichida; Blepharismidae
Source: the annotation of a GenBank genome assembly